AACAGCGUCCGCCAUUUUACGUUAGCCAACGUUAGCCGAGACUAGUGCGGUACGGUGGAUCGCGUUUCGCGAGCGAAUUUCUGUGGCGAGCGCGCGUUGGUCGCCCCAGUGCCGAUACGCGCGUACGCGUCCGCGUCCUUGGAUCGCGUACAAAUGUACGGGGGCACAAACGUCGAUUCCCGCUGAUCGUUCGCGCGCCCCGUGUGUGUCGCAGUGUGUCGAGAGCGAGAGGCGAGAUAGAAGAGGAGGAAGAGGAGGAGAAGAAGAUGGUGCCAGAGGGCCUCGGGAGCGACAUCGUCGCCGUGAGCUAGCGCCGUGCGCGCAGCCAGUCGUUUGACGAGUCGUCUACGGGGUGCACGGUGUACGUGUAGGCGAUUGUGCGUUUUACGAUACAGUCGGAUACGGCGCGCGGGACGAGUUAGUUAGCGGGAGCUCCAGUGAAUCCCGCGCGCGUCAAUCGGAUCGGCUCGUUCGGUUGCGUCUCGCGUCGCGAAUCGAGUCGGGACGAAACGUGACGGGACGGGACGAGACGGGACGAGACGAGAGACGGUCGAGUCCGCGCGACGUCGCGCGACGUCGCGCGCUCAUUCAUCCUCUGGCGAUCGGAGCGGCACGGUCGCUCGUCGUCGUCCGUUCGUGGCCGUGUCGUCACCGUUCGUCGCGAUCGCGGUGGUUGUCGCCGUCGUCGCGGUCGCGGUCAUCCGCCGUCCCGCCAGCGACGCGGCACGGCAGCCGUCCCGUCGUCGAGCGUAGAGCGAGAGAGAGAGCGCGAGAGAGAGGAGCAGCAGGAGUAGCAGGAGCAGCAGCAGCAGCACCAGCAGCACCAGCAGCAGUCGAAGCGGACAUUGUUACUCGGGUCGUCGAGUAUCGCGGUGUGUGCUCCCGCUUGCGUGCGUGCGUACGCGCGUCGUGCGUGCGUCGUGCGGACUGCGACCGCCGGGGUUCGACGUACCCCAACCCCUACGAUGCCCAAUGGUUGACCGUGCACCGCGGUAUGUUACACGGGGACGCUUCACGCGCCGCGGUUCCCAUUGUUAUUGUUAUGCGAGCGGGGGCGAUCGCGGCUCGGUGAACUCGUUACGCGGCUGUAAGGGAGAGACGACAGCGUUAUUAUUAUCGACGACGAUCGCUGAUCUAGAGCCGAUUGCGGCGGCAACGACGGGGCCGACGAGGACGGCGGUCUUCUAGUGCGAGAGCCAACGUGGUAGCUCGUUACCGGGCGCCGAGUUUCGCUUUUAUGCGCGCCGCUGCCGACUGACAGACAUCGGAAACAGCGAGAGCGCUUGCGGAAGAGAAGAGGUUAGGUUUAUUACGGAAGAAAGAUAACAGGCCCGCGGAGGAGCCAUGGCCGACCACCUGGUGGACGGGCCUCCGCCGAAGCGGCCGAAGCUCGAUCCGUUCCAGGGGCCCUCGGAUACGACGGUGGGUAUGGCGCCUUUAAUGAUGCACCAUGCUUAUACGAACUACGGGGGAGGUGGCAGUGGUAACAUGCAACAAAUACAGGGCCCACCGCAACAGCUACAUCUGCAACAGCAUCAGCUGCAACAACACUGGAACAACCAUAGCAUCCAGAAACGAAAUUACAUUACAAACACAGAAAUGUUUGAUCUUGAAAAUGAUCUUCCUGAUGACUUGCUGUCGUCUGGAUCUUGGGGUUCCGCGACCGAGAGCACCAAGCCACCGGCAACCGGUCCUGGUCCGGGACAGCAAAAUGGUGCUCUCGACUCAGAACUCAGGCAACAUGUACAACAGCAGCAGCAACUCUCUCAUCAUCUCAUUCAACAGCAGGGCAACAAAAAUCUGGUGGCGAAUUCCUUGGUAAUGGCUGCCGGUACGCUAGGCAAUAAAAGUCCAAAUAUGCAAUCACCACCGAAUGUUUCUGUCUCCAAGGGAGUAGUCGAUCCGCAAAUGGUCGUGAGUCUCGGUAAUCUACCGAGCAGCAUAGCCAGUUCAUUGGCAAAUAAUCAAAUGUCCAUCGCAAAUUCGAUGGGCAGUCUGCAAUCGUCCAUGAGCAUGACCGGAAGUAACCCCGUAAUGUCGAUGCCGGGUGGCAUGAAUUCCGGAUUAGUGAUGACUAGUUCUGCUAGUGGGAACAACAAUAUGGGGGGAAUGGCCGGAGGAAGCUUGAUAGUAACCAACAGUUUGAACAAACCUUUAAAUACAGUAACCAUGAUGGGCCCUAAUACUCAAGCGAUACAUCAUCCUAGCGGGCCUCACGGAGUCACAUCGAUGCAAAACGGUCCCGGUAUGAUGAAUACGAGGACCGUGGCGAUGCAACAGCAACAGCAAGCGCAUAUGGUUGGCCCGGCGAGAGGACAGAGUCCUCAUCAGCAAGUGCAUCAAGUUGGUAUCGUUGCUCCGACUCAAAGCGGCCCUAGGAUGCAGGCUCCUCCUAACAUGACGAGUUUACCGAACAUGGGACAAAUAAGUGCAUCAAGCCCAUACGGUUAUGGUUAUACAAAUAUUGGUGGGCUAGGAUCGAAACUAUGCGUCAAUAAUCUCGUAGGUGUUGUCAAACCGCAACAAAAAGCUGUGGGUACAAAUAUGACCGCUAUGCAAGCAGCAGCAGCAGCUGCCAACAGAUUUACCGGAACCGCUGGUCCUAUUGGUGCUACGAACGUAGGCGCUCAGGAGAGUGGAACGGCAACACAGCAAACACAACCACCCGCACCGAGUCCCGCUCAACCUCAGUCAGGAGCAUCGACUGGAGGACAGCCAGGUCCACAAGGUAUUCAAGGUCCGGCAGGUAUUCAAGGGCAAAUGGUUACACCAACUCAAGAUCUCUUGUUGUAUCUGCUAUAUUUAGGGGCCGCAAAAUCAACACCCGAUCCUGAAAAGUGUAGACUUAUCCAGCAGCAAUUGGUGCUACUUUUACAUGCACAUAAAUGCCAACGCCGCGAAAAUCAAGCGAAUGGCGAGAUGAGACAAUGUACCUUACCAGAUUGUAAGACGAUGAAAAACGUUCUGAAUCACAUGACGAAUUGUCAAGCCGGCAAGGGUUGUACUGUACCACACUGUAGUAUGUCCAGGCAAAUUAUCAAUCAUUGGAAACAUUGCAAUCGAAGUGAUUGCCCGGUCUGUUUGCCAAUAAAACAAGCGAAUAAAAACAGGACUAAUUCUGCGCAAGCUCCUACAAUUCAACCAAAUAAUCAGCCAAAUCCGAGUCCAUCUGAGAUGAGAAGGGCUUAUGAUGCUUUAGGAAUCCAAUGUCCAACAACAACACCGGGACUCUUACCCGGCCAAGGCGUUGGUAGAGGUGUUAGAAUGCCAGCAUCCGGCAUGGCGGGUCCCCCAGGUACACUGGGCAAUGUUAGAUUAACAACGCAACCUCAAACACAGACCGCGCCAGGACAGUCCGUAGUAGGUGCUGGACAACAAGUGGUGGCUCCGAACGUAUCUCUUCCUUUAAAUUCCGAUCCUAGUACGGUUGGGGUAGCCGGUAAUCAAACAGUAUCAACAACUGGGCCCACGUCCGCUGCGGCGGCGGCCGCCGCCAAUAUACAGCAGUCCGUCAAUAUGCAAACAUUGUUCGGACUAAACGAGUCUGGGCAACCCGGUGUAAUAGGUGGAGAGAAUAGAUUAGCUAAUUUGCAGCUUCCAGGCGGUCUUCAGUCCGGUCAAGUCACAGCUACACCAGUGCAAGGAACAAAGGAGUGGCAUAUGUCCGUCACUCCAGAUCUCAGGAAUCAUCUCGUUCAUAAACUGGUCCAAGCAAUAUUUCCAACUCCUGAUCCCCAAGCGAUGCUUGACAAAAGAAUGCACAAUUUGGUCGCAUACGCGAGAAAAGUGGAAGGUGAUAUGUAUGAAAUGGCCAACUCGCGGUCAGAAUAUUAUCACUUGCUAGCUGAGAAGAUUUACAAAAUUCAGAAAGAACUUGAUGAGAAACGACAGAAACGGAAGGAACAGCAGCAGCAGCAGCAGCAGCAACAAUUACAAGCGCAACAGCAGCAGCAACCGCAACCAGCAGGUUCAUCCGGUCCUGGAUUGAGGCCGUGCGCCCCGCCAAACGUGGGAACUGUUAUACCAGGGACAUCAAAACCUGUCGGAACAGUACCACCUACUUUACGAAGUCACUCACCCAGUAUGAGCCAAUUGGGAACGAUACCUGCAAUGGCUAUUCAGCACAACAGAAUGCAAUUUCCUCAGCAACAACAACAAGCUCAGCAGCAGCAGCAGGCUCAGCAACAACAACAAGUGCAAGUGCAAGCUCAGCAGCAGAUACAACAACAGCAACCAGGGAUCCUAGUCGGACCUCCCGGUCCUAGUCCAAAUGGACAGUCCACAUCCAACACUAUGGUGUCGAAUCCCGGACUUAGUCCGUUUGGACAGCCUCAAAUGUCUCAAGCUAACCUCACAACCACUACUGCAUCUAAUAAUGCAACGACUAGUCAAUUCCCGACGUCUAACGGUACAGCUUCUGGUUUACCUAAUAGCUCUCCUAUUCAGAAUCAACAUCAGUUCCCCGAUCUGAUGAAAGUCAGAGCCCUAACGCAAGCCCAGGUUCAGGCAGCGCAACAACAGCAGCAACAAUCACAACCGACGAGCACCCCGAAUCAGGUUGGUACUCCGGUAUCAUCGAUUCCGCAAGCCCCAUCACCUUUUAGCGGCAUGCAACAACCGAACGCGCAACAACAACAGCAAUCAAAUCAGCAAUUUCCCAAUCGACCAUUGUCGGCUUCCACACCCAAUGAUAAUGGUAUCGCUACAUCAACGCCGCAGACAAUACCACCACCUGUAUCCAGCGGACCAAGCCCGACGGGCGGCAUGUCCGCAACGACGACGACGGGUACGACGAACGGACCUCAAUCGACCACCUCUACACCGAAUACGCCGCUUGUGCCGUCGCUAAUGACACCGAAUCAGACAGUCUCUUCCGCAUCCAACCAGACACCGCCCCAUUCGGGUCCGACGCCGUCCCCUGCAGGUCUCGCAAGCCUUGGCAAGGGUAUGACCUCGCAGGAACGGGCUGCAUUGAACACUCCACGCAACACGUCCAUGUCCUCACAGAUGGCCGCUAUCACGGCAGCAUUAGAUCGUGACAAUUCUCCCAGUCCACCAAUGAACAACAACAAGGGCAAACUUGAUUCCAUUAAAGAAGAGAAUAUAAAGAUGGAAAUCAAACAGGAACCGGAGGAACCGCAGAAUCACAGAAUGGACGGUGGUAAGAGUGUGAACAAUGAGAUUACCAUCAAGACUGAGCCAAAAACUGAACCGAUGGAGGAGGGCUCGAAUGAAGCAAUCGUGAAGGAGGAACCUAUUGGUAUUAAGGAAGAGAGCAUGACUCCCAUUUCUGGUCAAGACGCGACUACCUCCGAUAUUAAACCUAUGGUACCGGAACCGAUUCAAUCGAGUGGCACAUCCACCGACAAAAAGAAGUGUUUGUUCAAACCCGACGAGUUACGCCAGGCACUGAUGCCGACGUUGGAGAAGUUGUAUCGACAAGAUCCUGAAUCCAUACCGUUCCGACAACCUGUGGAUCCUCAAGCACUAGGUAUACCGGAUUAUCCAACCAUUGUAAAGAAACCGAUGGAUCUAUCUACAAUCAAGAAAAAACUCGACACGGAGAAAUACAGCGAUCCAUGGGAAUACGUCGACGAUGUGUGGAUGAUGUUCGAUAAUGCUUGGCUCUACAAUCGCAAGACUUCUCGAGUCUAUAGAUAUUGUACUAAGCUCUCAGAAGUAUUCGAGCAAGAGAUAGAUCCUGUGAUGCAAGCUUUGGGAUACUGCUGUGGCAGGAAAUAUACAUUCAAUCCACAGGUGCUUUGUUGCUACGGCAAGCAACUCUGUACAAUACCUAGAGAUGCAAAGUAUUACUCGUAUCAAAACAGCAGUCUAAAGGGAAUUGGUCUUCUUUCCGACAGAUACACCUUCUGUCAGAAAUGUUUCAACGACAUUCCUGGUGACACAGUGACAUUGGGAGACGAUCCAACGCAACCUCAAACUGCCAUCAAGAAGGAACAAUUCCAGGAAAUGAAGAAUGAUCACUUAGAAUUGGAACCUUUUGUAACCUGCACGGACUGCGGUAGGAGAGUACACCAAAUUUGUGUACUCCAUAUGGAAACAAUCUGGCCAUUAGGAUUUACCUGUGAUAAUUGCUUAAAGAAGAAGGGACAGAAACGUAAAGAGAAUAAGUUCAAUGCUAAACGACUACCUGUGACGAAGCUUGGCACAUAUAUAGAGACACGCGUAAAUAAUUUUCUGAAGAAGAAGGAAGCUGGUGCUGGUGAAGUUGCAAUUAGAGUGGUUGCAUCUAGUGACAAGGUGGUCGAGGUUAAGCCUGGUAUGCGAAGUAGAUUCGUUGAUAAUGGCGAUAUGCCAGGCGAAUUCCCUUAUCGCGCGAAAGCGUUAUUUGCAUUCGAGGAGGUCGAUGGCACAGACGUUUGUUUUUUCGGUAUGCACGUACAAGAAUACGGGAGUGAAUGCACACCACCGAAUACGAGACGGGUUUAUAUCGCGUAUCUAGAUUCUGUCCACUUCUUCCGGCCUAGACAAUUUCGUACGGCUGUAUAUCACGAGAUUCUUCUUGGGUAUCUCGAUUACGCAAAGCAGCUUGGAUAUACUAUGGCUCAUAUUUGGGCAUGUCCACCUUCCGAAGGAGACGAUUACAUCUUUCACUGCCAUCCUGCAGAACAGAAAAUACCAAAGCCUAAAAGAUUACAAGAGUGGUAUAAGAAAAUGUUGGACAAGGGAAUGGUCGAAAGAAUCGUACUCGAUUAUAAGGACAUUUUGAAACAAGCUAUGGAAGACAGACUUUCGUCCGCGGCGGAUUUGCCAUAUUUUGAAGGUGACUUUUGGCCGAAUGUGUUAGAAGAAAGUAUUAAAGAAUUAGAUCAGGAAGAGGAAGAAAAGCGCAAACAAGCCGAAGCGGCCGAAGCGGCUGCUGCAAACGCGAUAUUUUCACUAUCCGAAGACUCGGAAACUCCGGAUGGUAAGAAGAAGGGCCAGAAAAAGGCGAAGAAAUCCAACAAGUCCAAAGCAAAUCAAAGAAAAAAUAGUAAAAAAUCUAAUACUCCUCAGACUGGUAAUGAUCUUUCUGCAAAAAUCUUUGCAACCAUGGAAAAACAUAAGGAAGUAUUCUUUGUAAUAAGGUUGCAUAGUGCUCAAAGUGCGGCUAGUUUGGCGCCGAUCCAAGAUCCUGAUCCUGUUAUUAAUUGCGAUUUGAUGGACGGUCGCGACGCAUUUUUGACUAUGGCUCGGGAGAGGCAUUACGAAUUUUCUUCGCUAAGAAGAGCGAAAUUUAGUUCUAUGUCCAUGUUGUAUGAAUUGCAUAAUCAAGGCCAAGACAAGUUUGUUUAUACUUGUAAUAACUGUAAGAGUCAUGUGGAGACCAGAUACCAUUGUACAGUUUGUGAUGAUUUCGAUUUAUGUGUAAGUUGUAAAGAUAAAGAUGGUCAUCCGCAUCCCAUGGAGAAACUUGGCUUUGAUUUAGAUGAUGGAUCAUCACCGGCCGAUGCCAAACAAACAAAUCCUCAAGAGGCACGGAAACUAUCGAUACAGAGAUGCAUUCAAUCAUUGGUGCAUGCUUGCCAGUGCAGAGAUGCUAAUUGCCGCUUACCAAGUUGUUGUAAAAUGAAGCGAGUGGUGAUGCAUACGAAGAAUUGCAAGAGAAAGACUAACGGUGGUUGUCCGAUUUGCAAGCAACUAAUCGCGCUGUGUUGUUAUCAUGCGAAACACUGCCAAGAAACCAAGUGUCUUGUUCCAUUCUGCUCCAAUAUUAAACACAAGAUAAAGCAGCAACAGCUGCAACAACGAUUACAACAAGCGCAACUACUCAGGAGACGAAUGGCUGUGAUGAAUACGAGACCAAGCGGACCUGUAGGAAUGCAGACUGGUCAGCAAACUUCAAACGUCGCCAUGGCGACUGGAGUUGCGAUGAAGCCUGGCGUCAGUACCUCGAAUCUACCAUCACCACAUCAGCCAGGUAUCGGCUUGAAACCUGGUACGCAGACGCCUCCCGCUCAUGUGUUACAAGUAGUGAAGCAGGUACAAGAGGAAGCUGCGAGACAACAAGCACCGCAUGUUAGUUACGGCAAAGUGACACCGGGUGGCGGGGUUGGCGUAGGUGUUGGCGUCGGUGUUGGCGGUCAAACGGGUGGCGUAAUGCCACCACCACAAAUGCAACGCCCAUUACCGGUCCAGAUGCAGAAUCCUGGCACUCAUCUUAUCCCAAUGGAUCAGUGGACGGCAAGUAGGUAUCAAUCUAACACGGUAAUGCAACAAAAUCCUAACUUGGCGCGACAACAAACGCCGCAGCAGCUGAUGCAACAGCAACAGCCACAUCAAGCUCAACCAGGGAUGGCAAUGAGUGCACAAAUGCCGCGACAACCUGGUGUGAUCGGCGGACAGGUUGGUCCGCAGGCGAAUAUGCAAAAGCAUGCUUUGCAACAGCUGAUGCAGACUCUCAGGAGCCCUCACACGCCCGAGCAACAGAACCAAAUACUCCAAAUACUCAAAAGCAAUCCGCCAUUGAUGGCUGCCUUUAUCAAGCAACGGGCGCUUGUUCAUCAGCAACAACCUGGUCAACAUGGGGGAGUCGCCGGCUCAUUGGCCCCUAAUCAACCUCAACAACAACCUGGUUUGCAGCAUAUGAUGUCUCAGCAACAACAAUCGCAACAACAACAGCAGCAGCAACCGCAGCAACAACAGCAGCAGCAGCAAGGCAGACUGCAAAUACAGACAAUGCUAUCACAGCAGGCGCAACAGCAACAGCCGGUACCACAACAACAAUGGUACAAGCAGCAGAUGAUAGCGAUGCAGCAGAGGGCUCAACAACAACAACAGCAGCAGCAACAGCAGCAGCAACAGCAGCAACAACAGCAGCAGCAGCAGCAGCAGCAGCAACAACAACAACAGCAACAACAACCGUUUACUCAACCACCAGCGCCGCCGUACGGUCAGCAACGACCUAUACGGCCGUCGCUUCUUGGUAAUCACACGAUCCCUCGUAAUUACUUAGAGAACGGGGAGGCUGCAUUACGCAACGUCAUUUUUCGACACCAACACUUGCCCAACUUCCCAGGUUAUGGUUUCAACGAACAAGGCUACGGUCAGCCGGGUCUGAAACCUACUCCGCCGCCUGUACCCUCGCCGCAAGGCGUCAUGGGGCCGCCGGGGAUCUCCGUGCAGCAACAGCUGAUGCAGUCAGUCCGUUCGCCACCGCCUAUCCGUUCUCCACAGCCCAACCCUUCGCCACGACCUGUUCCUUCUCCUCGUAAUCAGCCGGUACCGUCGCCGCGAUCGGGCCCUGUGCCAUCGCCGCACCAUCAUCCACCUCACAGCACGCCUACGCAUUCGCCGGCACACGAACUCGGCGGUCCUAGCGAGAUGAUGCUCUCGCAAUUGAGCGGUGGCCCCGGUGCGCCUACCGGUCAUCCCGCCGCUAUGCCUCAUCAUCCCUCGCCGGCGCCAGCGCCCACGAAUGGUGGCGCGGACGCCAAUGAGGUGACACCGAUGACGCCGCAGGACCAACUCUCCAAGUUCGUCGAGGGGUUGUAGUGACUGUUAUGGACGAUCACAUCGGUCGAUUAUGUAAGUGAUUUCCUUGACUCUUCGCCGGCGGAUGCCGGAUCAUUCUUGACUCAUAUCUUAAUGCUGUUUUAUGAAGUUUAUGUAACAAUUGAAACAAGUAUUUCAUGUGUAUAACAAUGUAAUGAUAACAACGUAAUUAUCAUUUUUUUAAAAUUUUAUUUAUAUGAAAAUAUUUUUCUUCUUAUGUUUUAAUCGUCGUGUAUAAAUAGCAUUUUUUGAAGAAAAAUAAAAAAUAAAUUAAAAUCCAACAUAAAAUUUCAUUCUGAAAUAUGUACAAAAAAAUUUUGCUAUGGGUCAAAAUAGAUUCAAGAUCCGUCGUGCGGUUGUUAGAGGAUUAAAAGAAGAUGAUGGCGGCGACGUUCGGACGGCUGCAAUCGUCUACAUCGCGUGAUUUAUAUAAAUAACGUUUGUGGGACAUGAUCAGGUCGUUAGAUAAUUAAUUCUGUUUCGUGCGCAUACAGAUAGAGACUGAAAAAGAUAGUCUGACAUGUGUUGCGUCGAGUUUUCGUUGAGCGAUUGAGCCACGUGUUUGGACUUGAAUCCUCAGGACCGGAGAGGGCGAGCUCCGAUUUUGCGACCCUUGAUCCUUUGUGCGAGACGCUCGGGUCGCACGCGCAAGUAUCUUCUCUUUCGAUUUUCUAUGUUACGCGAGAUAUCGAAAGAAAAGAGAGUUAACGCGACGUUGGUGCUUUUCAAUGUUACUCGGCCUGGCUCAAAUAGACUCAAAAUUAUUUUCGUCCUUGAUCAAGAAAAAAUAGAUGAGAUAGAAAAAUCGAUAAAAUGACGAGGAGGAACGAAAAACUAAAGCUAAAGAAAAUAUCGAGAGACUGUUAUUACGUAUUUUCCCCUCGUACCAUCCGGAGCCCCUUCGAUACUACCACUCUUCUUCGCUGUUGCUCAUGCAAGAUGAGUGAAAUCGUACAAAUAUAUAUAUACAUAUAUAUAUACAUAUAUAUAUGUUGUGUAUAUUUAACGUUAAUUAAUAAUUAAUAGUUCAAAUACUAUUAGCUCCUAAUUAGUACGAUAUAAUUAUAUGCAAUUACUCUAUAAUAGAUCGUAUGUAAGUAAUAUAUUCGUUUAAGGAGAGAAAAAUUUGUUAUUAAGAUGAUAUCUCCAUUUAAGCGCCGCCGAAAAGGUUGUAUCUUAGCGCCGUGAAAUUUUAUGGAAAUUAACGCGAGAGAUUCCACAUUUUCUCCUAUAUUGACUAAAUCAUUAGUCAUAUUGAAUGACGGCGAUUCUCUCAA
Messenger RNA from Camponotus floridanus (Florida carpenter ant), 10772 nucleotides. RefSeq names its product CREB-binding protein. Gene Ontology annotation, molecular function: histone acetyltransferase activity; transcription coactivator activity; zinc ion binding. Bases 1345 to 9495 code for a protein of 2716 amino acids. Lineage: Eukaryota; Metazoa; Arthropoda; Insecta; Hymenoptera; Formicidae. Gene Ontology annotation, biological process: positive regulation of transcription by RNA polymerase II. Gene Ontology annotation, cellular component: transcription regulator complex; nucleus; histone acetyltransferase complex. The record is from RefSeq and is a predicted model, not a curated record. The transcript has 24 exons.